Molecule: messenger RNA, 627 nt
Organism: Arxiozyma heterogenica
Lineage: Eukaryota; Fungi; Ascomycota; Saccharomycetes; Saccharomycetales; Saccharomycetaceae
Gene: SND3
Product: Snd3p
Exons: 1
Coding region: 1-627 (208 amino acids)
Biological process (GO): protein targeting to ER
Cellular component (GO): mitochondrion; endoplasmic reticulum
Source: RefSeq, a predicted model, not a curated record
AUGGUGAGCCCUGCAGUUACAAACAUUGUUUUCAUGCUUGUCAUGAUGCAAUUAUCUCGUCGUAUUGAUUUAGAAGAUGAAACUAUUAUUAUGUACGUUAGAACAGCAUAUCUAAUUUCGGUUGUCUCUGCCUACAUUGUUUACCAAAUAGUGAAACAAAAAAUUGUAGCUAAGAAUGAUUUGACUAAAGUCAAAGUUGUUACUCCAAAGAACCCAAUGAAGCCAGAAGAAUCUGAAAAAGUUAAAUAUAUGACUGUUAAAGAGUACGAUUUGGAACAAGUAGAUCAAGCUAUCAAGGGUAUUUGGACUGGUGUGGCCAUGAUGGCUUUUAUGCAUUUAUAUAUGAAGUACACUAACCCAUUAUUUAUGCAAUGUUUGAACCCAAUUAAAGGUGCAUUGGAACACAAUGUUACAAGAAUCAAUUUAUGGGGUGCCAAAGCUGAAGGUGACUUACAAAGACCAUUUAAAUCACCAAGUAUUCUUGAUGCUUUCAUGAAGAAGCCAGAAGAGAACACUGCUGUUGAAGCUUCCUCUUCCUCCUCCUCAUCUCUUUCUUCUUCUAGUGAACCAAAGAUUGUCGAACUAAAAGAUGAAAAAACUUCCACUACCACCACUACUUCUGAAUAA